AGGCUUGUUAGUCCACGUGCUGUUUACUUCGUAGUGAACCAUUGACGUUCUCAUGUCUUCGUUCAACUGGAAAAAUGAACAUCGACGAUACAUGGUCUAGAUGCGCAAAGGAGUUUCCAGCCUCAAGGACAGCGGAAAAUAAUGUUUCGUUGUCAAAAAAAUUGGACCACUCAGUCUCGACGCCGGUCAGAAUAAAAAGACAACUGAAGUUUGACCAUGUGAUGUCAUCCUGCAAAGGUGUCGUAGCCAUGGAUGUUGCCUUGGCAAAUAUUGAGCAGAUAGAGAAGACAGAAUUAGUCUCCAAAUGGAUAGCAAGGGGGAACUAUACACCGUCGAUAUCAGAAAGUGAUCCUAGCUGUACACCGUCACCUCCUGUAUUAGUCGACGAAACACAAUACAAAAAUGACAUAGCAUUGUCACCGCCCAGUGAGCCUCCAGAUCUCGAAAGAUCCCCUGUAUUCAAAUGUCACAAAAAGAUUAUCAGGCAUACUUCGGUCACUAGCAAUAGAUCCGAAACAGUCAAUCAUGAUUCUAUGCCAGAUUUGACAAAAUCUCCAAUUUUUGUGUCCAAGUUUGCCAGAGAUAGCAAAGCUAGCAGCAGAUCCGAAACAGUCAAUGAUUCUAUCCCGGAUUUACCAAAGUCUCCCAUUAUCAGUAAAUCUAAGUAUACCAAAGCGAGCAGAAGACACAGAUUUGGUAAACUGAAGAAACGGAAGAUCGAAGAAAUCGGCCACUCGUCUCCAAAGUCUUCUUCUGCUCUUAAAAAGUCUCCUGUAUUAGGAAGAAACUCGUCUUUGAAACGAAAAAAGCUUGGAGUUAUAUUUGAAACGCUUCAGAAGGCAAAUGAUGAUUCAUCUGGAAAUUUAUACUUUGAAAGGACUUUACCUGAGAAAAAAAAAGUGCGUGCAGUUGCCACAGAUUUGACACUGGUUUCCACAACUCAAGCGAUAGAAGCCUCUUCCGCACCAAGUAGUUUAGAAUUGAUUCGUGACUUCUGCACUAAGCGGGAAAGAACUAGAAAAAAUUUAGAACAUUCAAUUGUGAACCAUGCAAAACAAGGUUUUUUUCCUCCUUGUGUAGACUGCAAUUUAGAAUCAAGACACGAUAGUAUCAUUGAAGUUACUUCCGUACCUUCGACAUCAACAAAACGGAAUAAACACCUUUUAUCUUCUGUUCAAUCACACCAGAAGGACUUCCACCAGCAUGAGAAACCAAAAGAGUUAGCUGUCUCUUCUUCUGAAUUAGAUAAUGUACUAACUACAAACUACAAUAGCACAUUGAGUCAGGAUAUCUUCAGGGAGGAGAAAUUUGCUGAAAGCCCCAUAGCUGUCUUCCAGAAAGAACGGAAUUUGCUGUCACCUUCUAAUGACAAAAAUGUGAAAUCAGUACCUCAACAGAUAGAGUUUAUCUGCUUACCAUUUAUAGACCAAAUAAAUGAUGAGGACCUUUCCUUAGGAUCAGCAAUUGAAGGAGCCACAACUCAUCUUGGCUUUGAGAAUCUUUUGAAUUCAAGAGUAGUUUCUACCUCUGUAGUUAAUCGAGCGCUGGUCAAGUGCGUUAGUACAAUAUCAAGUCAGGAUCUUUUUGGUGACGAGCUGAGUACGAAAAGUCCGAAGCCAAUAUCAACAGUUUCUGUUCACACCCAGCACCAGGGGAUAUCAACAGUUGAGGAGGAGGAGAGAAAUUUAUAUUCUUGUCAAUAUGACCACCAAAUUGAUCCACUCAAAAUGCAGUCUGCUGAUGAAGAGGAAAUUUUUAGUGAACCAGAUACAUCUAAUUAUAUCUUACCUCAUCCACAGGAAGGAAGCGAAGAACUUUCCCCACCUGCAUUUACUGCACCUGUAAUAAAAACAGAGGAAGAACUUACCCAGUUGAAUACAGUUGAAGAACAAUUAUCUGGCAGCAUUAUUCAAGAUACGGAACCAUCCCCUCCGCGCCAAAUGCUCGAAAAAAUGAUCAUGCAACACCCAGACAAUGACCAAUCCAUACAUGUCAAUAGAUUCCUGAUUCUUGAUUCAGAACUCAGUCCAAAGAAGGAAAAGUUUGUCACAGAUACAGAAUGUAUCGACUAUGACACCAGUAGUGAGAAUGGUGAAGCUGGUCCUCAUGUUGAACAGGUAAGAAUAAGUUCAGCACAAGAAUCUGAGAGUGACAAAACUGUCAGCGAUAUCAUUGAAGAACCCAUAUCUCAGGAUUAUCCGCAACAAGCAAAAUUUGGUACGCCGGCAUCGGCAUUGUUAGUAAAAACUGUAUCUACCUCUCCAAAAAUUUCUGAAUUAUCAUCACCAAAAGAACCUUUGUCUAUCAUCGAUAUAAGCACUGAGAUUACACCCCCACAAUCUCAAGGGUCUUCUGCCCCAGCUCCUGAGCUACUGGAUUCUGCAAAGAAGAAGAAGUCCCGACCAAAGAAGGGAAGCUUGAGCGCAAGACUGCAGAAGUUAAUCAGUGGGCAGGUGUCCUGUGUUCGACUAUGGCGGCACCAAAUGUCUCAAGAUUCAACUUUUCAGAAGUCAUCAGCACCUUGUACAACACUGAGGGUUAUUGAAACAUGGGUGGAGUGUGGGAAAAAUUUUUAUAAUAGUACAGUACUUGACGAUUCUUACAACUUGUUGAAUGGCUGCUUCGACAAACCCAUUGAGAGUGCUGAAAACAAGGACUAUAGAAAAAGAAAUUUGGUUAUCAUGACAAAUCCAGAUUUUGUGGGAUCAGUUAAACUACUGCCAGGAUCUGUUUUCAAGGUUCACUUACCUUGGGAGAUUUUUAACCGGAACUCAGGGCAAGGGAAUAUAAUAUUACACGCUUUGUAUUUUAGGAUCGUAACUAAUCCUGUUAAAGUCAAGUCUGAACUGGACUCUCAUACUACAGAGUUAUGCUGCGACAAACUUACGCGCAGUAAAUUAAUUCACGAAUACGAUUGUUCAUGUUUGCAAAGUGGGAAGAUCGACGAUUCUUGUUUAGUGAAAUUCACGAGCCAGAGAGUAGACGUGAUGGGUGAAAUUUUCAAAGGAUACUUUCAGUUGAAACUGAGUUUCGCGCCUGUAUCUGGCAACCAGAUAUACGCGAAUUACGAUAUUGCGCCUGCACGGAGCAACCAAACAUACAUGCAUGUACUGCGCUUGCGCAGAUUUCAGCGAUUGCAGAUGAGUCAGGGCAUAACCAUGUCUGCUGCUCAAGAUCGUCCAGAGCUCUACGAGGAGGUGAAAUUGUACAAAAAUGCUAGGGAGCGUGAAAAGCAUGACAAUCAAGCGGAUUUAUUCGCGCUGGUGAAUACUCUGCAACAUUUGGAAAAGGCUUAUAUUAGAGACUGCGUUACACCCAAGGAAUACACAGCUGCCUGUAGUAAACUGCUUGUUCAGUAUAGAGCGGCUUUCAAACAGGUACAAAACGAAUUCAAAACCAUUGAUGUGUUUGUGAAAGCUUAUCGUCUUGACUGCCCAGCAGCAUUGGAAAGGAUCAAGGAAGACCGUCCGAUAACGAUAAAGGACGAUAAAGGCAACACUUCGAAAUGCAUUGCGGAUAUUGUGUCGCUAUUUAUAACCCUGAUGGACAAGCUCCGUCUUGAAAUUAAAGCCAUGGAUGAGUUAACUCCAGAUCUGAGGGACCUCAUGGAUACCAUGAAUAGGCUCAGUCUAUUACCGAGUGACUUUGACGGAAAACAGAAAGUUUCCGGAUGGCUGCAGACUCUGAACAGCAUGUCCGCCUCAGACGAGCUAUCAGAGACCCAAGUUAGACAGCUCCUUUUUGAUCUUGAAACGUCGUUCAAUGCGUUUAAUCAGAUACUCCAUAAUUCCUAAUUCAUUGAUUGUGAUUUGGGUUAUAUAAUCAUUCACAGUUUUGUGAAAGCACUUUGCUAUUGUAAAUAAUGUAACGUUAUGUUGUCAAUUUACGCAGUCACUGUAAUUGACAGGUAUAAAUAAUCAAUUCUAUUUACGUAUGCUGUCACAAAAUGUGCAUACAAUUUAUGUUUCUUUGGAUAUCAAAGACUGAGGACAGUUAUGAGGGCUUUGGUCCAAUCGCAUAAUAAAAUACAUUCGUUUUUAACGUUUUAUCGCAAUCGCAAUAAUUAUAGACACAGAUUAGUUUGGAAUUAAUAAAAAUCAAUCAGUGAAUCAAAUUUGAAACCUGGUUGUAGUCUCAGAAUAACAAAUCCAAUUUUGAUUUUGUGAAAUCAAGCUUUGCCAACUUCAUUCUCCUUUGAGUAAAAAGUUUUUUUUUAUCGCGUACGGAUUUCACUUAAUAGACACAUGGUAACAUGAUGGUGAAAUGAUCAACCAUGCAGCCAGAGUGUUUUGUUCGAAAAUCAUAUCCGUUGAGUUCGGCAAUCGAAUUUUUCUGAGAGCCUUAUUUUUUCGUGAUUUUUUUAUUGUCCUACGUCUCACUUGUAGUAGAUUCGUCAUAAAAUAAAAUCUUUAUUUUCCAUUUAUGCUAUUAUUCCGCUUGUGACUAGAAUUGUUUCAAAUAUCUCAUUGGUGUCCAAGUCACAAAUAUAGUAUUUCUACAGAGAUUUUUUUUAUUCCCUAUUAUAACGCUUUAAUUAUAGUUAUAAUUACUAUUAUCAUGUACAAAAUUACAAAUCGUACUUUAUUUACGUGUAUCUGAAGAAUUGUAAAAUGUUUCAUUUGUUUUAAUAAAGUAAUAAGUUCAUUUUUAAUACUC
This is a messenger RNA of Diprion similis, 4656 nucleotides long. RefSeq lists its product as uncharacterized. The transcript has 7 exons. Gene Ontology annotation, molecular function: protein-containing complex binding. The record is from RefSeq and is a predicted model, not a curated record. Bases 75 to 3794 code for a protein of 1239 amino acids. NCBI's taxonomy places the organism in Eukaryota, Metazoa, Arthropoda, Insecta, Hymenoptera, Diprionidae. Gene Ontology annotation, cellular component: ESCRT I complex. Gene Ontology annotation, biological process: protein transport to vacuole involved in ubiquitin-dependent protein catabolic process via the multivesicular body sorting pathway.